Alternaria burnsii is the source of this 1521-nucleotide messenger RNA. Its product is annotated as mfs general substrate transporter. The transcript is spliced from 6 exons. Gene Ontology annotation, molecular function: transmembrane transporter activity. NCBI's taxonomy places the organism in Eukaryota, Fungi, Ascomycota, Dothideomycetes, Pleosporales, Pleosporaceae. The record is from RefSeq and is a predicted model, not a curated record. Gene Ontology annotation, cellular component: membrane. The coding region runs from base 1 to 1521 and encodes 506 amino acids. Gene Ontology annotation, biological process: transmembrane transport.
AUGACCAUGAUGUCCAAGGAUGUGGAAGCACCAAGGAUGACACUGAGAACCCCCUCUAUACCAGACGACGAGAAGAGCAGCUCACAGAUACAACAUGGAGAGGUCGAAGAUGCAGCGAUCGUAGCUGCACUACAAGGCUAUGUGCCAGGUACCGCGGAAGAGAAACGUUUGGUGCGAAAAAUUGACUUCGUAUUGCUUCCAAUCCUGUGGUGGAUGUACAUCCUUGCGCAUCUCGACAGGAGUAACAUCGCCAACGCCAACGCGGCGGGUAUGAGCGAGGAUCUUGGCCUCUCUGAUAACCAGUAUGCAAUGCUCGUAUCACUCUUCUUUGUGGCAUACGUCAUCUUCGAGGUUCCUUCGAACAUGAUACUGAUGAAGGUGAAGCCUUCGAUCUAUUUGUCCACGAUUGUGUGGGUUUGGGGAUGCGUUGUUCUCGGGAUGUCACAAACCAAAAGUGCGACAGGUUUGCUUAUUGGACGCUUCUUCCUCGGAGCAAUCGAGGCGGGGUUGUAUCCAGGCGCGCUGUUUAUCCUUACUUGCUGGUACACGAAGAAAGAAGUCGGCAAGCGCUUUUGCAUUUUUUACACGUCAGGCUGCGUGUCUCCCGCACUGGGUGGCAUCAUGGCAGGCGCGGUAAUAUCUAGCCUGGACGGCGCUCGUGGGAUUCCGGGCUGGCGUUGGUUGCUCGUCAUAGAGUCCGCGAUUACGAUUGUCUGUGGCUUCGGGUUGUAUUUUGUUCUUCCCAACUGGCCGAUUGACUCCAAGAUGUUGUCGCCGGAACAGCGCCUUCUUGCUCAUGUCCGCAUUCUCCGUGAUCGGGACGAGUCGUGGGAUACCGAAGAAAAGGCCCUUACGCCACUACAGGCGUUCCUCGCAGUGAUCAGAGAUGGCCGAACCUAUCUUUUUCUGAUCAUCUAUACGGCGAACUGUUUGGCGCUGACCGUGUCUUACUUCAUUCCAACCAUGCUCAGAGGAAUGGGUUAUACGAGCACUAGUGCCCAGUGGAUGACGGUACCCAUUUGGAGUUGCGGCGCGGUAUUUCAGCUCUUUUGGUCAUGGACUUCGGACAAGACACAAGACCGAAGAUGGCACAAUGCUGGCCUGCUUGGGUUUGCUGGAAUCGCUGCACUAGUAGCUCUCCUCGUCAGCAAUAAUGCGGUCAAGUAUGCUAUGUUGUGUAUCCAGACUGGCGCGAUGUACACAACAAUACCUCUGAUUCUCAACUGGACCAGCGAAGUUCUGUCUCAGCCAACACGUAAGCGAUCUAUAGCUAUCGCGUUGGUGAACUCAUUUGGUCACACGAGCUACAUUUACGGAAGCUUCCUGUGGCCCAGCGCCGAGGGGCCACGUAACCUGAAGGGAUUUGCCGUAUCGACUGCCGUCUUAUGGCUUGGCCUAUUAACGGCUGCAUUGAUGCCAGUGAUCGCGAGUUACCUACCAAAGCCGCAGCCUGACAUGACGCUGCAUGGACAAGAGUUGUUUGUUGCUGGCGAGGAGAAGCUCGAGAAGCAGGACAAAUGA